AUGCCUGAAUCACUAAAUUGUACCUCUGUAUCCCCAGAGUGCCCCGUUGAAGCCACUAUCUACGGCUACACACCCUCCCUGGGUUUCAAUGCAUUUUUCCUUGCCUUUUUUAUGCUAGCAGCUACCUAUCACCUAGCUGCUAGUAUCCGUUAUAAAACAUAUUUCUUCGGUAUAGCCAUAACAAUUGGCUGUUUGGGUGAAGUAACUGGAUAUAUUGGACGAAUUCUCUUGCACAAUAAUGCCUGGUCAGACAUCGGAUUCGAGAUCCAAAUCUCCUGUCUUAUCUUCUCGCCUAGUUUUGUUGUCGCUAGUGUGUAUAUUACGCUUCAACAUAUUGUGCAAACUUUUGGCACAGAAAAAUCGAGGAUUCCCGCAAAAUUUUAUACUUGGGUAUUUAUUACCUUUGAUAUUCUCUCGUUGUUACUACAAGCUAUCGGUGGAGGUAUCGCUGCCAGUGCUGGUGAAGAUCAAAAGACGAGAGAUCUGGGCACGAAUCUCAUGAUUGCGGGUAUCGUGUGGCAGGUCUUCACUUUAAUCGUUUUCGCCGCCUUGGUUAUUGACUACGUUCUUCGAACGAGAAGAUCAUGGGAACGAGUGCCCGAAGAAACGAGAAUCAUGGCUGCAAAAAGACCCUUUAGAUUGUUUUGUGUUGGAAUCAGUGUGGCUUUCGCCACCAUUUUUGCGAGAUGCGUGUAUAGGAUUGCGGAGAUGGUUCAGGGUUGGGCAAAUCCAAUUAUGCGGGAUGAGGCGGGCUUUGUUUUUAUGGAGGGAUUUAUGAUUGUCGUCGCUGUAUCAUCCCUUGCGAUCUUUCAUCCUGGAUGGUGCUUUCCGCAAAUGGCUAAAGGCGCCCAUGCUAAUGGAGAAAGUGUUGAGAAAACAAGGCUUGGAUCUGAGCCUGAGUCUGAGUCUGUAUGA
This is a messenger RNA of Botrytis porri, 915 nucleotides long. RefSeq lists its product as uncharacterized. Bases 1 to 915 code for a protein of 304 amino acids. Gene Ontology annotation, cellular component: plasma membrane; fungal-type vacuole. The record is from RefSeq and is a predicted model, not a curated record. NCBI's taxonomy places the organism in Eukaryota, Fungi, Ascomycota, Leotiomycetes, Helotiales, Sclerotiniaceae. The transcript is spliced from 2 exons.